UUAGCCCAGCAACUGGCCGCGCAGGCGCUGGAUGUCACCCUGCCCGGGCGCGGGCAAUGCCCGGGUAGCCUGCACCCCAUCACCCUGGCCUGGGAACGUAUUGAACAAAUCUUUAACAGCAUGGGCUUUGAUGUGGCCGAUGGCCCUGAAAUUGAAACCGAUUGGUACAACUUCACCGCGCUGAACAACCCGCCCAACCACCCUGCCCGCUCGAUGCAGGACACCUUUUACGUGGACAUACAGGACGAACACGGCCAGCCUCUGGCCCUGCGCACGCACACCAGCCCCAUGCAAAUCCGCUACGCCCUGGCCCAUGCGCAAAAGCUACUUACCGAGACCACCAAGGAAAAAGAAAUCCGCAUCAUCGCCCCCGGACGCACCUAUCGGGUCGACUCAGAUGCCACGCACUCGCCCAUGUUUCACCAAUUCGAGGGCCUGUGGCUGGGCGAUGCGGUCAGCUUCACCGAUUUAAAAUCCGUCUUCUUAAACUUUUGCACCGCUUUCUUUGAAACCGAUGCCCUCACUCUGCGCUUUCGCCCCAGCUACUUCCCCUUUACGGAGCCCAGCGCCGAAAUCGACAUUCAAUUCUCAAGCGGUCCUUUAGCUGGACGCUGGUUAGAGGUUGCAGGCUCCGGCCAAGUACACCCUAUUGUCAUACAAAACAUGGGACUGGACCCCGAAAGCACCAUUGGCUUUGCCUUUGGUACAGGCAUAGAUCGCCUGGCCAUGCUACGCUAUGGCGUGAGCGACUUGCGCCAAUUCUUUGAAAACGAUGUGCGUUUUUUGCAGGCUUUUGCAUGA
Messenger RNA from Darwinula stevensoni, 801 nucleotides. NCBI's taxonomy places the organism in Eukaryota, Metazoa, Arthropoda, Ostracoda, Podocopida, Darwinulidae. The record is from the annotation of a GenBank genome assembly.